Molecule: messenger RNA, 972 nt
Organism: Limulus polyphemus (Atlantic horseshoe crab)
Lineage: Eukaryota; Metazoa; Arthropoda; Merostomata; Xiphosura; Limulidae
Product: synaptosomal-associated protein 25-like
Exons: 7
Coding region: 289-972 (227 amino acids)
Biological process (GO): synaptic vesicle priming; exocytosis; synaptic vesicle fusion to presynaptic active zone membrane
Cellular component (GO): plasma membrane; SNARE complex
Molecular function (GO): syntaxin binding; SNAP receptor activity
Source: RefSeq, a predicted model, not a curated record
GUGUCAUCAACGAGAACACUGCAUUUCUUCUUUCCUCUGUGGUCUGAAUGAAGGCGGGAACUUCCCCUAAUACAUAAGAGCAGCAUUUUCUCUUUUGUUUUAAAUUAUUGAGCUUCUAGAGUGUUCUCGAUUUUGUUUUACUAAAAUAUAUGGUCGCCACUUGAUGUGGUUGUGCUUUCCAGGGAUAAAGUCUUCAUAAUUUUUCUAUCAGCAUGUCAGCCAUGUUAGCUCACUGGAGUGUGUGUCUUUAAACUCCUCAUAAUCCAGUUAGAUAAAAAAAAAAUAAAGAUGGUGGUCAAUACGUCGCGGUCAUCGCAGUCCUCGACUGUGCCCAAAGUCCAGCAACAGAAAGAAAUUCCCAAUGAGGAAUUAUCAGAAUCGGCAGUUUUGCAAAAUCGUAUCAACGAUAGUACGGCAGAGAGUCUGGAAUCCACCAGGCGGAUGAUGGCACUAUGUGAAGAGAGCAAGGAUGCAGGCAUUCGCACCUUGGUGGCGUUGGACGAGCAAGGAGAACAACUCGAUAGGAUCGAAGAAGACAUGGAUAAGAUUAACGCCGAUAUGAAGGAAGCAGAGAAAAACUUGACUGGAAUGGAAAAAUGUUGUGGCAUCUGUGUUUGUCCCUGCAACAAAUCCAAGGAAUUCAAGGAAGACCCGAGCACGUGGAAAGGCAAUGAAGAUGGGAAAAUAGUGGGAAACCAGCCAGCAAGAGUUAUGGACGACAGGAAUGGAGCUGGGCCAAUGGGAGGCUACAUUGCGAAGAUUACCAACGAUGCUCGUGAAGAAGAAAUGGAAGAUAACAUGCAGCAGGUGAAUACAAUGGUUGGAAAUUUGCGUAACAUGGCCAUCGACAUGGGAAGUGAAAUUGAAUCUCAAAACAGACAACUGGACAGGAUUAACCAAAAGGAAAUUGUAAUUGUCAAGCUAAACAGCAACGUAGGGGCACGUAAGCUGAGCCCCCAGGGCGGAGACUAA